Spodoptera frugiperda (fall armyworm) is the source of this 1681-nucleotide messenger RNA. RefSeq names its product cytochrome b-like. Gene Ontology annotation, molecular function: electron transfer activity. The transcript has a single exon. Lineage: Eukaryota; Metazoa; Arthropoda; Insecta; Lepidoptera; Noctuidae. Gene Ontology annotation, biological process: mitochondrial electron transport, ubiquinol to cytochrome c. The record is from RefSeq and is a predicted model, not a curated record. Gene Ontology annotation, cellular component: membrane.
AAAAUAAUUUUUUCUUUAAUAUUAAUAAUAAAUUCAUUAUUUAUAUUAUUUAUUAAUAAUCCAAUAUCAAUAGGAUUAUUAAUUUUAAUACAAACCUUAUUAACAUGCUUAUUAUCAGGAAUAAUAAUUAAAACAUACUGAUUCUCUUAUAUUUUAUUUCUUACUUUCCUAGGUGGUUUAUUAGUUUUAUUUAUUUAUGUUUCAAGUAUUGCAUCAAAUCAAUUAUUUACUUUUAAAUUUAAUUAUAAAAAAAUAUUAAUUUUAAUUUUAAUUAUAAUAUUUUUUAUAAUAAUAAUAAUAUAUAAUAAUAACAUAACAUGAUUAAAUUUAUCAAUAAAUUCAGAUAUAAAUAACUUUAAUAAUAUAAUUUUCUUCUUUAAUAAUGAAAAUAAAAUUAAUUUAAGUAAAUUAUAUAAUAAUCAAACAUUUUUAAUUAUAAUAAUAUUAGUAAUCUAUUUAUUUAUUACUUUAAUUGCUAUUGUAAAAAUUACUAAUAUUUUCUAUGGACCUUUACGUUCAUCUAAUUAACAAAUGAUAAACAAAUAUAUACCAAUUCGUAAAUCACAUCCCGUAUUAAAAAUUAUUAACGGAUCAUUAAUUGAUCUACCUUCACCAUCUAAUAUUUCAAUUUGAUGAAAUUUUGGAUCUUUACUAGCCUUAUGCUUAAUAAUUCAAAUUUUAACAGGAUUAUUUUUAACUAUAUAUUAUACAGCUAAUAUUGAAAUAGCAUUUUAUAGAGUUAAUUAUAUUUGUCGAAAUGUUAAUUAUGGAUGAUUAAUUCGAACUUUACAUGCAAAUGGAGCAUCUUUUUUCUUUAUUUGUAUUUAUUUACAUAUUGGACGAGGAAUUUAUUAUGAAUCCUUUAACUUAAAAUACACAUGAAUAAUCGGAGUAAUCAUUUUAUUCUUAUUAAUAGCAACAGCAUUUAUAGGAUAUGUUUUACCUUGAGGGCAAAUAUCUUUUUGAGGAGCAACUGUUAUUACUAAUUUAUUAUCAGCUAUCCCCUCUUUAGGAGUUAUAUUAGUAAAUUGAAUUUGAGGAGGAUUUGCCGUUGAUAAUGCUACUUUAACACGUUUUUAUACAUUUCACUUUUUAUUACCAUUUAUCAUUUUAAUAAUAACUAUAAUUCAUUUAUUAUUUUUACAUCAAACUGGUUCCAAUAAUCCAUUAGGAUUAAAUAGAAAUUAUGAUAAAAUUCCAUUUCAUCCAUUUUUCACAUUUAAGGACUUAAUUGGAUUUAUUAUUAUAUUAUUUUUAUUAACAAUUUUAACUUUAACUAAUCCUUAUUUAUUAGGAGAUCCUGAUAAUUUUAUCCCAGCAAAUCCUUUAGUAACUCCAAUUCAUAUUCAACCUGAAUGAUAUUUUUUAUUUGCUUAUGCAAUCUUACGAUCAAUUCCUAAUAAAUUAGGAGGAGUAAUUGCUUUAGUAAUAUCAAUUUUAAUUUUAAUUAUUUUACCAUUUACAUUUAAUAAAAAAAUUCAAGGAAUUCAAUUUUACCCUAUUAAUCAAAUAUUAUUUUGAUCUAUAGUAACAAUUGUUAUUCUAUUAACAUGAAUUGGAGCACGUCCUGUAGAAGAUCCCUAUGUAUUAACAGGACAAUUAUUAACAGUAUUAUAUUUUUCAUAUUUUAUUAUUAACCCAUUUAUUAAUAAAUAUUGAGAUAAUAUAUUAUUUAAUUAAA